AUGUCCACAACAGAAUCAUCAUCAACUCCAUCAACAACAGCAAAACCCACAACAGACCAAGUUUUCAAACAAUUCCUUCAACAAUCCAAGACUAAAAAGGAGGAACAAGCAUCAGCGGCAAAUCAAUCAUCAUCUAAUCGAUUUGGAGGAAGAACUCUAUCUUCUCUCAUUGUGGAAAAUUCUCUUCCGAAGAGUGCUCUUGGUAGUGAUGAUGUAAAACCAACAACAUUUACUGAGGAAGAAUUGGAUAGGGAUGAUACCUUUACUCGUGUUCAGAAGAAGUAUCACUUGAGAAAUGUCUACCGAUUGAUGAAUAUGUGGAGCAAGUGUUCUUCAUUACCACAGGAACCAAUCCCAAAUCAUCCCUUUGUUACAAAUCAGAAGAGUUUGGAUGUAUUGAAAUUGGCUUGUAAUGUGAGUGGUAUGCUAGAUAGGAAUGAAUCAUUGAAUCUUGCCAAUAGAUGUCUUCCAUCAACUGUAACAAUUAAUGCAAUUUGUGGACUGAAUGCACAAAAUGUUUUGACAAAGGAAGAAGCUUUGGAUAUGAUUACUCAAUGUUCGGAUUGUUUGGAAGGAAAUGAUAGAAAUACACAAGCUAUGAAACAAGUUUAUUUGGAAACAACAGAAAUGAUUCAAGAACCAACAUCUCUCAAUGCCUUCCUUCCAAAAGUAAGCUCAAUAUUAUCAUUUGUUUCAGAUGUGGAUGGAAUGACUGAAGGUCCACAAGCUGAAAAGAGAGAACUAUUUGCUGUGAAUACUCAUCAUGACAGCAAUAAGAAAAUUAUUUCUAAAUUGAAGUUUGCACAAGCAAAUUUCUUCAAACCAGAAUUCAAUGAAAUGAGCAAAUGCUUGGAAGAGAAUGAAAAUAAUGUAAAUAAGUGUAAAUUUGAAACUAUGAACUAUACAACUCAAACGAGAGCUGUUGCCUGCAGUCGAGAAAUCUCACAAUGUUUGGAUAAUUUUUCCUCAAUUGCAGCCAAAUUACAUGAUUACCAAAAGAGACAUACUAAAUCGGGAGCAGCCAUAGGAUUUGGAUCCACUUUUAACAGAGAAGAAGAGGAGGAGGAUAUUUUUGGAGAUGAAGAGGAGAAGAAACCUACAACAGUAAAACAAAAGAAACAACAAAAGAAAUCCAAAAUACCUGAACCAGUUGUUACUACUCCACCACCUACUGUGGAUGAAGAUGCAAACGAUGAGGGUGAUGAUGGAGUUUUUGGAGCAGACAAUGAAGAUUACAAUGAUUCAUAUAACAGUAGUUCAGUAAUUAAUUCGAGUAGAAAUAGAGAAAGGAAAAAUACUAGUACAAGUAGCAGCAGUAUCAUUGGAGGACUUUUCUCAUCGAGUAACAUUCUGAAAGCUUCACAAAAGCAAAAAGAAUACGAAGAAACGAUUGAAUUUGUUGGAAAUUCUGAUAGUGCAGCAUUUGAAACAACUCCAAAAGAAUCCAAAAAUGAAAUACCAACCAAAGAUGACAUGGACAAUAUUGAAAGAACCACCAUGGAACGAUUCACUAAAUGCAUGUCUCUCUAUCAACCUACCAUUUCAUGUUUAAGGAGAGUUGAUAAGGCUCUCCAAAACUCCCUAUCAAGAGCUCAACGUGCCAAUGGAAAAAAGAAGAAAAAAGCCAAGAAACCUAAAAGCCCCUCUGAGCAAAUGUAUCACUUUGCGGACGAGGAUGAAUAA
Molecule: messenger RNA, 1683 nt
Organism: Naegleria gruberi
Lineage: Eukaryota; Heterolobosea; Eutetramitea; Acrasida; Naegleriidae
Exons: 1
Coding region: 1-1683 (560 amino acids)
Source: RefSeq, a predicted model, not a curated record